This is a messenger RNA of Caenorhabditis angaria, 285 nucleotides long. The record is from the annotation of a GenBank genome assembly. NCBI's taxonomy places the organism in Eukaryota, Metazoa, Nematoda, Chromadorea, Rhabditida, Rhabditidae.
AUGUGGAACUUGUUUGUAGUUUGUUUAUUCAUCUUGUCAACUAGAGUCUCGUCGGAUAUGUCAACUUGUGCCAGAAUGAAUGAUUAUGGAAUGGGAAAAAUUGCGCAAGGUUUGUGUAUUACAAGUUGCAGUGUUCAGAAUUGUGGAACUGGUCAUUGUGAAAAUCGGGAAAUUGGAAAACGAAGUGUUCGAGAAAAAAGACAAACUCGACCAACAUGUGUUUGUUCGAGAUGUGGACUUGGAUCUUCGACUAAAUUGACUGAUUUUAUUGGUGCAUUUCUUUGA